GACCCAAAUCCGAGACUAGGGAUACCUAGCGCAAGGCGCACGCUCUUAACAGGAGCGACGGCUUUCGGUACAGGUCUCUUUCUUGGUUUCUCCAGUGGCAACAGAAUGUCGGCCUAUCGUUUCCGCGCGGAGAACGCCCAUCGACAGCCUAAGUCUUCACUGGAGUGGUGGCAUUACUCAAAGACACGGAGAUAUUACGGUAUUGUCGCAGGUACCAAAGAAGGAUUCAGAAUGGGAAGCAAGUUGGCUGUCGGCGCCUCAAUCUUUAGCCUCCUCGAGUGGACAGUGGACCAAGCCCGACACGAUCAGCAGGACUUUGUGUCAACAGUCGUGGCGGGGUUGUCAUUGUCAGGCAUUCACAGCCUGUGGGCUCGGCACGAUAUGUUCACUGCAGCCCGCACCGCUAAAAUCAGUCUAAAAGCGAGUCUGACGUAUGGACUGCUUCAGGAUGCCCUCGCAUACUACAGGGGCUUCCCACCUCAUUAUGUCCAUUUCAUUAUGGGC
Messenger RNA from Aspergillus homomorphus CBS 101889, 504 nucleotides. RefSeq lists its product as uncharacterized. The annotation marks the transcript as partial. The record is from RefSeq and is a predicted model, not a curated record. The transcript is spliced from 2 exons. NCBI's taxonomy places the organism in Eukaryota, Fungi, Ascomycota, Eurotiomycetes, Eurotiales, Aspergillaceae.